Molecule: messenger RNA, 2554 nt
Organism: Panthera uncia (snow leopard)
Lineage: Eukaryota; Metazoa; Chordata; Mammalia; Carnivora; Felidae
Product: coiled-coil domain-containing protein 162-like
Exons: 16
Coding region: 54-2252 (732 amino acids)
Source: RefSeq, a predicted model, not a curated record
CUGUGCUAUUCCCUUGGAGAGCAUUUCUAGAAGAUGGAGGACUGUUUCCAGUUAUGGGUAGCAGCCCAGAUACCCUAGAGUAUAAUAUGCAGCUGUGCCUCUGUAGGCUGAGUGACCAUGAUCUGAAGGUGGCUCAUGGAGAGCUGGUGGGCAUGCAGCUGCUUUUGGAAGAUGUGCUUCUGAGCAACUAUCAUAUGAUCAUGGAGGAUCAUGGAGGAUCCCCCCAGCAAGACACACUGGACAAAAACACACAGCCAGAUUUGUCCAGAGUGCCAGUAUUCAGAAGUCAGUUCCAAAGCAGCCCCAAGAUCUCCGAGCUGCUGAGGGGCCCAUGCAAUACGAUGAUGCCUCUUGCUUUCCUGAGAUCAUUUCUGGUGCUGUGGAAGCAGCUGGAAGUGCUGAAGGACCACUGGGGCCAGCUCAAACUGCAAGGCCAGGACGGCAGUUCUGUCUCCCUCCACAACCAGUUCUCAGAACUCUACGGAACUGACAUCCUCUACCCCAGCAUGAAAGCUAUAGCUAGGCGGAUGGGGAAAGAAGAUGAAUUUGAAGAUCUCAUAAUAAGUAGUCAGUCUAUUCUUCCCCCUAAAGGAGCUUCAGAAAUUGAAAUAAAAAUUCAACAGCUUCAGAAGCUUCUGGAAAAUCUUGAAAUUCAUAUGAUCCAGGAAGUAUUAAGAAAAGUUAAGAGAGAAAGAGCACUGGUUGUAUCAGAAAAGUCCAAGGACCAGGGUACUCUCCCUACAGACCUUUGGAAGCACCAUGUCAUGAAAGAAAACUUUUCAGUUAUCAGACCACAAAUAGUUGAAAAAUUUGUACAGAGAUUAAUGGAAAAUUACCAGGAUGGUGGACUAGAGAUCACUUUCAGGAAAGAGCACCUUGAGGCCUGCCUCCUUUCCCUGGGUUGUGAAGUGAUGGCAAGAGAACGCAGCAACUUCGAGAGCUACUCCAUGUAUUAUGAGCAUGUGUUGGAGCAUGCUAGGCAGAAGCUCUGCCAGAAAGAACAAGAAUUAGAUCUUAUACGAAGAGGUUCGGGUCCUCCUGAAGACAACGCUGGUCAGGUUGCAGAGCUCAGUCAUAAUAUGAUCAUGGAAAUCACUGCUCUGAGAGCUCGACUCACAGAUUUGGAAGAAGAAAAUCUGAAUCUCAAAGAGAAGAUUAGAAAAGAAGUCCAAGAAGAAUAUGAAGCAUUAGUUCAGGCUCUGUUUGUGACAUGUUUAGACAUAAAAGAAAAACUGGAUGAGAAUCAGAUGAAUUUGAUCCAGAAAGUGUGUGAGCUCAUUGGCGAAGUAAGAACAGAAGGGAUUGACAAUAUGAAGGCCCUAAAGAAAAAAUGGGGCUCUGCCAGACCUGAUGAAGGAAUGAAAGAAAACCCAGCCAAACAGGAGCAGCUGCGUGCCUUGGAGCAAGACAACUGCCGCCUGUCUGCCCUGGUGUGCAAAGUGAGGAGCCUGGGCCACUGGAGGUUGGCUGUGCAGCGGGCUCGCUUCCAGGGCCAGCUGAACAGGGCAGAGAAGGAAGCCAUGCAAAGUAAAAAAGAGUGUUUGAGCAUCAAGCUGAUGGCAGAACAAGAAGCGGUUUUAUCUCAUCAGCAGUUAGGGGUGCUACGGCAGGCCCUGGCCGGGGCUCAGGCCGCCAACACCAGGAUGCGCAAGCAGCAGGAUAACCAGGCUCAAUUGCUGAGAGAGCUGCAACACAGAGUGACCGAGGAAGCUCGCCACAGGCAGCAGCUGGAUCUAAUGAAGGCCUCCGGCAUGGAGAAGCUCUUGGAAGAUGUGCGGCAAAAGGACCAGCACCUGCAGCUCCUUACUGAAGAGGCAGAGAGGGCUUCGAAACUGGGCCGGCUUCAGCAGAAGAGAACUCAGACAGAACUCCGACAGCUGAGAAGCCGGCUUGUCCAGGAACGCAGUGUGAAGCUGGAUGCUUUCCAGCGCAUAGAAGAGCUACAAAGUCAGCUUAAUGACGCUGAGCGAUUGUCUGUCCAGAUGAGCUCACCAGGCGGACUUAUAUCUCGGGCUCAGUACUCCCUGAGUUCUGCUUCCACAUCAUUCAGAUACUCCCAGCAACACCUUUUAAAGACUAAUCUUAUGAGCAGUAAAAUAACAAGAAGGAUUCAAAGGCCAGAAACUGUACCUAUUAAACACAAAAAAAGGGUUGACAACGUCUUUCUACCCAAUGUGGUAGAAAAUGUUCACCUUUCAGCUUUUCAAGUUCACACGGCUCCAUCCAUAAUCCCAGAAGGACCCAACUGGUAAUCAUAUGCCCUCCAAGUUUUCUUUCUUUCUUUUUUCUUUUUUAAUGUUUAUUCUUGAGAGACAGUGAGAGAAAGAGCAUGAGCAGGGGAGGGGCAGAGAUAGAGGGAGACACAGAAUCCAAAGCAGGCUCCAGGCUCCGAGCUGUCAGCACAGAGCCUGACACAAGGUUCAAACCCACAAACUGCGAGACCAUGACCUGGGCCAAAGUCAGAUGCUUAAGCAACUGAGCCACCCAGAUGCCCCUCCAAGUUUUAUUUCUUUGAGCAUCUGAAUGAAUAAACAUGAUUCGAACCUCCACUAAA